Molecule: messenger RNA, 3030 nt
Organism: Macrosiphum euphorbiae (potato aphid)
Lineage: Eukaryota; Metazoa; Arthropoda; Insecta; Hemiptera; Aphididae
Source: the annotation of a GenBank genome assembly
AUGGACACUGACUUUGUCGAAGAAAUUGUGUCCGUCCAUUCUGGUAACCAAACACUUGAUUUUGAUAGUAAGGACAAUAUUUUAUGUCCAGGCACUGUUGUUGACUCUAUUGUCAAGACCGAGUUUUUCAGUCCGGAUGACAUUGACGGUUUGUCAUCUGACGAUUGUUUAAUACAAACCAUUGGGUCCUCGUAUUUCACCAACAGUAGUACACGCACAAAUGAGCUCAAUAAUAUGACUAGAGCGGUCAUGGAAUCUGUGCCAUAUGCCGAUGGGUUACAAUACUUAGCUGCCAUAUCUUCAUUCAGUGAUAAUUUUAAGGAAAUGGAUCAACAGCAGGAAAUCAAACAAGAGCCUGUUGAUUUAUUUGAGUCUAGUGAUGAUGAAGUCGUCAAACAAAUGACCCAAGAGGAAUACCAAAAUUAUUUUGAUGUCCAAGAAGAAGUAGUUGUUCAAGAAUGCCCCGAGCAGGAAAUAAUCACUCAAAGUUGGGACAUGAACCGCUCUACCGAUAUUAACAACAUAUUAGAAACAGAUGUUAAAUGUAUGUCAUCAACUGUUGAUGUUGACAUACCAAUACCUGAAGGCGAAGAAGCUUCAUCUUCUGUUAAUCCAUAUCCAUGUGAUUUUUGUAGUCGGAGGUUUAAUCGAAAAUCACAUCUUAUGAACCAUAUGGUUACCCAUCAAUCCGAGCGUCCCUUUUGUUGUGCAUUAUGUGGUGUCCGUUAUCGUCGUAAAUGUGAUUUAGCCAAUCAUAUGAAAAUUCAUAUUGGUCCUGAUAAUCCAUCAGAUUGUGGUUUAGAUAGCCAAAAUGUAUCUGUUACAAAAGUAAUGAACAAAUUAAUGUUCAUGGAUCCAAUACAGAGAAGGAGUGUUACACCUGGUGAAGAUUCUGAAGAUAAAGGAGACAUAUAUCAGGAACAAAGUACAAAAAACCGUGGCCGUGGUAAAGGUCGGGGUAGAGGAAAAGGUCGUCCAAUGAAAGAUCGCUUAUUUACUCUUGGUUGGAAUUCAGAAAUUUACUCAAAACCACAUACAUGUAACCCAUGCGGAAUUUCAUUUACACGCGAAAAAGCUCUUCUUAAUCAUGCUCGUCUUAGUCAUGUUGAUGAUGGUGUAAAUAUUGUGACUACUCAAAAAUCAAAUUCAGAUAGUUACGAGCUUACAAUAUUGUCCAAUAAUAAAUGCAAUGAUUCUUACUCUUGUGAUUCAUGUGGUGCAGUAUUUAACAGAUUUGAUUUUUUAAAACGUCAUCAAAGGCAGCAUAUGAAAAAAGAACUUGGAAACGUUGAAGAAGAAAUAUAUGAAGAAGCACAAAUGUGUAUACAUUGUGGAUUGUUCUUUAAGUCUAUGUCUGAGUUAGAAAUGCAUACUGAGCAACAUUUGAUUCCUACAAAUAUUUCAGAAAAAUCAAAUUGUUUAGCUUGUGGUGAAACAUUUGAUAGUACAGAUGAGCUGUCUGACCAUGUGUCUCAAAUUCAUACUGAUUCAUUACCUGAAUUUUCAUGUAAACUUUGUGCAAAACCAUGUAAAGACGAUAAAGCUCUUCAAAAACAUUUAAUGAUUCAUGACACAUCUGAUAAUAAUUGUAUAAUGUGUGGUAAAAGAUUUCAUUCCAGAGCACGUCUUAAACGACACAUGGUAACUCAUCGAGAAAAAGGAGUUGUUUGUGACAUAUGUGGUGAAGAAUUAGCUGACAAACGAGCACUUAUUAAUCACAAAGCUAGUCAUUCCAAUACUGUUAGUAUUUCACGAAAUUCAUUGACUGAAAAAAUAUUUCCUUGUACUAGUUGUGGCAAAGUAUUUGGAUCUAGAUCAUCUCAACAAAUACAUAUACGAAUACACACAGGAGAACGGCCUUAUGGUUGUAGAUAUUGUAACAAAGCUUUUGCUGAUGGUGGUACACUUCGAAAACAUGAACGAAUACACACUGGUGAAAAGCCAUAUGCUUGUCCUGUCUGUCCAAAGGCUUUCAAUCAAAGAGUUGUAUUGCGCGAACACAUACGUGCACAUCAUGCUGGAACUGAGGCAAAGGGUGGUCAAGUAAAUUUUUAUGAAUGUAAAGUGUGUGGUUAUUUGUUCCGAUCUUCAAUGGAGCUUUGUUCACAUUUAGUUCAGCACAGUGAUGAAAAUACUAAAAGAUCUAGAGUAGUUCCUGUUGGACCUCGCAAAUAUAAGCGUCGGAGCAAGUUGGGUAAUCGAAAAGAUACAUGGUGCUUAGUAGAAAAAGUCUUAGUUAUGUCAGGACAGUCAGACACAGAGAGCUGUGAAGAUGAACCAAUACCUACAGCGGAAGAGCAAGCUGUACAAUCAAUUAUGGAACAAGAUGAUGUGCCUUACGAUCCUCCAUCUGUAGCUAGUCCUCCUAAAAGGCCAGUUAAAACCUACAAACUUGUUAAUGGCAGGUUAGUGAGAACUGAACCAAAGGCACAAAUGAUAAAUGAACCAAAAAACGAAGUUGUCAAAUCAGAAUCUAUACCAAAAAAACAUUGUUUUGUACUUAAAGACGGAGAGUGCACUAGAACAUGUUCUACUGUUCUUUAUUAUUCUUCAAGAUCUAAUCCAUCAGAUAUGGAUUCAUUAUUAGGAGAGGAAUCGAAAGAAAAUGAUAAUCCAGAAGAACCUGAAGAUCAGAUAUCUGUAGAGGAAGAUGAUUUAACAGACCAUACAUUAGAACGAGUUAGUAUAGAGUCAAUAUUUAACGUAGAAGAUUUAGAUAACAUUGGUGACAUUUGUAACAUUGAUUUUCCUGAUGAACCUGGAGUAGAAUAUUAUGUUGAAAAUAAUAGUGAAUAUGAUGAUCAUUUGUCUUUAAUCGUGGAAAAUGUUGAUUCAAAUAGUGAUUGCGUGGUUGAAACAGAACUAGUGUUUGAUACAGAUUAUGUUGAAGAGGUUGGUGCUAAUAUUGAGCUUAGUACCGAAGAAAUGGCUCCUGUAUUUGCAGAAGUUAUUUCUUGUGAUAUUUGCGAUGAAGUAUUUGAGGAUAGAAAAGAGCUUAUGAGACACAUUCAAACCAUGCAUAUUGGAUAA